This is a messenger RNA of Diaporthe amygdali, 1617 nucleotides long. RefSeq lists its product as uncharacterized. Gene Ontology annotation, molecular function: zinc ion binding; nucleic acid binding. NCBI's taxonomy places the organism in Eukaryota, Fungi, Ascomycota, Sordariomycetes, Diaporthales, Diaporthaceae. Gene Ontology annotation, biological process: mitotic DNA damage checkpoint signaling; mitotic DNA replication checkpoint signaling; nuclear DNA replication. Bases 1 to 1617 code for a protein of 538 amino acids. Gene Ontology annotation, cellular component: spliceosomal complex; nucleus. The record is from RefSeq and is a predicted model, not a curated record. The transcript has 2 exons.
AUGAGACGAGACGAUCAAGACCUCUCCUUCCUCAGCAGACCAACGCCUCUAUACGUCACGGACAAGCAGGUGGAUGCGGUCAUUGGAUUUGUGACGGCAUUCUCUCUGAUUGAGUGCCUGGUCGGAAGCAAGACUGUUUCCUCGACAAACAGCGACAACAAACGACCUCGACCGGCACUGCGCCCUCUUGCCCCUCGCGUCUGUCACCAAGCCUCGAUCCGAACCGUCCAGCGAUCCCAAGACUCCGAAAUGUCCGACGCCCGCUCCCUCCUGCGCCAGCAGCGCGCAGCCCGUCGCAUCAACCACCCCCAUGCCUCCUACACCGACACGGGCAAGCUGACCUGCACCGUGUGCCACGAGCCGCUCAAGAGCGACGCCCUAUGGGAGGGCCACGCCCGCAGCGUCGGCCACCGCCAACGGCUGCUCGCCCAGCAAAAAUCGAGACAGCAGCGGCCGCAGCAGGCCAGUCCGCCGGCCAGCACGACCGGCGCCAAUGGCAGCGGGCCCGAAAAGUCUAAAUCCGGCAGCACGGACACCCUGAGCGACGAGGCGCUGCUGGCCCAGAUCAUUGGCGGGCCAGGGGCCGCAGGUGCAGGUGCAGGUGGAGGACAAAAGCGUAAACAUGGGGACACUGACUCCGAUGUGGAAAUGGACGAUGUGGAUAACGCAGAAGAGGACACCAUACGCACAAAGAGAAGCAAGCAGGACAUCAGCUCACCGACAGCUCCCUCCUCCGCGGCUGCUGCCGCCAUGUCCAACACCGCCGCACCGAGCGGCAGCAGUAACAGUAAUGAGAAAAAGGACUCGCCAGCGGACGUCGAUGCGAGCAAGAAGACGCCGCCAUCCUCUACGCCCCCAGCCCUCACGCGCCGGACCUCGGGGACUCCAUCACACGGCGUAGAGCUGCAGAUCCCUUCAAGACCAGCGACUCCGAAUGCAAACGGGGCAUCUGGGGGCUCGACUCCGAGGACAGCCCCAAUUGGGAGGAGCCCACUUAUACCACAGGAGGGCCAAGGUCCAGGAUCCGCGACAACAUCGGCCCCAAGGGCAUCAUUCGUGACGGCAGCCACAAAGCCGACAGGGGCAACAACCAGCACGGCGGCCGAAGAGGACGAGGACUGGGCCGCCUUCGAAGCAGAAGUCGUCAACGCCCUUCCACCACCACCACCAACGCUCCCGACCGCCGCCGCCCAGCCGACAACAUCAGGACCAGCAGGCUACUCCGCCGACGCGGUCAUAGCCGCCGCGCCGCUGACGGCCGAACAGGUCGCCGCCAAGUCGCGGGAGGAGGAGCGCGAGGGGCGGCGGGCGCUCGCGGAGGCGCAGCUCGAGGACGAGAAGGAGGAGGCCACGCGGGCGCUCGAGACUGAGUUCGAGGAGAUGGAGGAGCUCGAGGCCCGCGUCAGGAGGCUCAAGGAGAAAAGGGAGGCCAUCCGGCGGGGCAGCGUGCCUGCCGCCCCAGGGGCUGCGGCGGAGGGCGAGGAUACCAAGUUGGAGGUGAACACGGAGGAAGCUGGAGGAGCAGCAGAAGCACGAGAAGAGGAUGAUGACGACGAAGAGGACGAGGAAGACGAAGAGGAGGAUGAUGACUGGGCAGGUUUCAGGUUUAGAGCGUAA